Molecule: messenger RNA, 1722 nt
Organism: Alosa sapidissima (American shad)
Lineage: Eukaryota; Metazoa; Chordata; Actinopteri; Clupeiformes; Clupeidae
Exons: 8
Coding region: 515-1549 (344 amino acids)
Source: RefSeq, a predicted model, not a curated record
CACAUUCUGUGGCUAGCCAAGCCUAAUUCCAUUCUCAACCUCCACAUAUACGCCGAAUAGGCAGGCACAGAUGACAGUUAUCUGCAGUUUUUGAUAAUUCAACGUUCACCUGGCUUCUAGUAAAUUCUCUAAUAGCAAGAAAUGCAACUCGAAAAAACUCCGGGUCCUCUUCUCUCUCCUGCUGUGCCUUGUUAGGUAGCUAGGUCAUGAAAGCUGUGCGGAGAGGGCCAGGUAAUAUCCCUAAUGACAGAAAAGAAGAUUUUCAGCUUACCUCCGACCUCGACACAGUGCAUUGCACUACCAGAGGUACGUAGGCCUGCAACUUCUUUGAACACUGAAGUAGUAGGCCUACGCAGUGGGAAAAUAAUGUUUGGAUUUUGUUCUUUUUGACGGAGUUAGGAAAGUAUUCUUCGUUGUCCUGCAGUUGGUGAAUCCCAAGGAUGUAGAAAUAGUCCAAAAUGCAAAUGGGCGGAACUCCAACGCACACACCCAUAGACCAACACCUUAAAAGGCUAUGCACAUUUACCUCACCAAGACGCAGAAGCAGGCUGGAAAGAUGAGCACCAACAACCCCGAGGACUGGUGCUUACGGCUGAUUCUUCUUUGUUGUUCCUUAAAGACACUUCAUGGCUCAGGCUGGGACGUGUACCAGUCCCCUGAUUUCAUAGAGGAGAUGGUGGGUAACUCCAUUACACUGAAAUGUCACAUCGCAAACAUCGUAUUUGAAAACUCCUGCGAGUCCAUAAUUUGGGCUAAAGUACACCCAAGGAACGGGGAAUUGGUUGUUGCGGACCCCGCAUCAGAUAAAAACUUUGAUGCAGCCAAAAACGAAACUACAAAAUCAUGUGAUUUAAUAGUCAUAGGCCAGAGCCAGGCAUAUUCUGGCAUGUACUAUUGUUGGGCUAAAGCAGCGAGUAUAAGAAUUCAAGGAAAUGGAUCAAGAGUGUCAUUCACAGGAACUUUAACCGCUUCUGUGGAGCUUUUUUCGCCACGGAACAGUAACGCCUCAAGUGUGCCGUUUAUCUGUUGGGCGAAAGGAGUUGUCCCAUCACAAGUCCGUAUCUUCUGGAUUAUGGAUGGAAGUGAAUAUAAUGGACACACUGAAUCUAUUUGGUCUAACGACAGUCAUAAAGCAACAGAAUUCACUCAAAGUCGGACUUGGUUCCCUGACUGGACAGGUGUAGCUGGGAUAGAGUGUACGUGUGUGGUCGAAAUACGAGGAAAGAACAUUUCAAAAACCAUUCAAUAUAUGCCAGGAUCAGCUCCGAACAGCGCGUGCUUAGUCCUUGUGUAUGGAAUCUCUUUUACAUCACUUUUCAUCGUGGCAGGAUGGCUUCUGGUUGUUAUAUAUCAUGGGCAAAAAAGUAAGAAAACUCACAAGAUAGACCACAGACAUAAAUUCAGUAAACAUGGAACAGAUACUCUUAAAGGACCAUCUUACAAUGAAGUGCUGUAUUCCAGUCUGAAAAACAUCCAGCCGCCAACAAGUGCUGGACUUCAAAGGGAUUAUGUGGCAGAAAACGGAGCGGAAGUUAUCUGUUUAGAUUAGAUGGACAUAUUCAUCUGCACAGUGUCAGUUCCUUCAUUUGGUUAAUUGUGCAGUAAAAUACUUUCAAAUAUAAUGUAUUGCAUAUUAAUUAACAUUUUAUGCAUAUUUGCAUUUUGUGUGUAUUGCAUUAUAUGGCUUUGUACUUUGCACAAUGACAAUAAAAGAUGACCCUA